ACAUGUAGCUCCUCGUUUCAUAUUGUGAGCAGCAACUUUGACGACCGCACCCCCAAUGGCAGCUUAAGACAAACAAGACAAACAAAUCGGAGCUCCAGGUGACUGAAACAGUUAAAGGAAUUUAACCAGGGCAAACCGUGCGUAAAAGGCGCAGCGGAACUUUUGCUGCGGGGUCCAUUCUCUUUUUCAUUUCUAACACAGUUUGGGAUUUUCAUCUGUGCUGGACUGAUUGCAUUAUGUUAAAAAUGACAGAGGAGCACGAAAAGUCUCUCAACGACCAGCCGUGCAGUCCAUCAGGGACAAACAGCUCCAUGUCUCAGGACGAGUCCGACUCCGACGCGCCGUCCUCGCCUACGGGCUCCGACGGUCACGGAUCCCUGCUCAGCGGUUUGGGAAAGAAGCUGGACUCCGAGGACGAUGAGCGCUUCCCAGCCUGCAUACGGGACGCGGUCUCGCAGGUCCUUAAGGGAUACGAUUGGUCCCUGGUCCCGAUGCCAGUACGAGGGAACGGAUCUCUGAAGAACAAACCGCACGUCAAGAGACCCAUGAAUGCGUUCAUGGUGUGGGCACAGGCGGCCCGCAGGAAGCUGGCUGAUCAGUACCCACAUCUGCACAAUGCUGAGCUGAGCAAGACACUGGGAAAACUCUGGCGCCUGCUUUCUGAAAGUGAGAAGAGGCCCUUCGUAGAUGAAGCAGAGCGACUGAGGGUUCAGCACAAAAAAGAUCAUCCAGACUAUAAGUACCAGCCACGGCGACGGAAGAAUGUGAAACCAGGGCAGAGCGACUCAGAUUCAGGGGCAGAGUUGGCACAUCACAUGUACAAAGCUGAGCCAGGGAUGGGGGGGCUGGCAGGAAUGCCUGAUGGACACCACCACCCUGAACAUGCAGGGCAGCCUCAUGGACCACCUACACCACCCACCACCCCCAAAACAGAGCUCCACCAUGGAGUUAAGCAGGACCUGAAGCAUGAAGGCCGCCGCCUUGCCGACAGCAGCAGGCAGAAUAUUGACUUCAGCAAUGUGGACAUCAACGAGCUGAGCACUGAUGUCAUCAGCAACAUGGAGACCUUUGAUGUUCAUGAGUUUGACCAGUACCUCCCGCUGAAUGGCCCCGCGUCGGGCUCCGCUGCCUUAUCCUCAGAUCACAGUCAUGGGCCGGUUCCAGUCCCCGGCAGCUCCUACGCUUCCUCGUACGGCAGUGGUAUUUCAUCCUGGAGCCGAAAGUGCGGCAUGUCCUCCACUUCUCCCCCCGCCGGCGAGGUCGGCCAGCACCGCCUCCACAUAAAAACAGAGCAGCUGAGCCCCAGCCACUACAGUGAGCACUCCCAUGGGUCGCCGUCGCACUCUGAUUACAGCUCCUACAGCAGCCAAGCCUGCGUCACCUCGGCCACUUCAGCCGCCUCGGGUGCUGCGUCUUUCUCCAGCUCCCAGUGUGACUAUACCGACCUGCAGAGCUCUAACUAUUACAGUCCUUACUCUGGCUACCCCUCCAGCCUCUAUCAGUACCCCUACUUCCACUCAUCUAGGCGGCCCUACAGCAGCCCGAUCCUGAAUAGUCUAUCCAUGGCUCCGGCCCACAGUCCCACUGCCCCCAGUUGGGACCAGCCCGUCUACACCACUCUGUCUCGACCUUAAAGGGGACCAGAAACGGUCUGUUUGCACCAGAGACUCAUUCAGUUUGAUGCACUACUAAUGAAGGACAUAAGGCAAAGGCGAAGAGCUGUAUGAAGGGGCCUGUAGGGCCACCUCCGACCGUGUGAACGUGAAACAAACAAAAGAAAAAGUGCCUGCUGAUUUUAUACAAAGUUCUAUUGUUGAGAUGAAAAAAGAAACAAACAAAAAAAAAAUCAAACAAACACACUUGUACAGAGUUUUUACACAAAGAGAACUUGCGUGUGUCAUUAGAGAGCCAAACUCCUCCGUGAGGACACGUUACUUAAGCUGACAUCUUGUACAUCUCUGUCCUUUUUCAGUUUCAAGUUGCAAAAGUGCACUGUUAAGGUGAAGGUGCAGACUGGCUGCAGAGUUCUGCAGCAGAAUUCUGCAGCAAUUAAAAAGUUUGGCUAACAGUGCGCAGAGGACCAGAUAUGUUGAAGCUGCAGUAAAAUUUACAUGAAUGGCUGAAGCUACAUAUCGCAGCACACUAUUUGCAUCAGUGAUUCAGCCUGAAAGGAAAAAAAAGGCUCAUCGGAAUUUUGUGUCAUUUUUGCAUAAAAAGUCUUAUAUGUAUUUAUGUUGAUGCAUUAUUGGAUUUUUGUUUUUGAAUAGGUAAACACAUGCUACAUGUGGGUUCUUUUUUUUUUGUUAUUUAGCGUACAGUUUUACUGACUUGAUGAAAAGGAGGUAAAUGAAGUAAAGCACCGUCCAUUUGAUAUUCCGUUGAAUUUCCAGAAGGAUCUCCAUUCCGAGUUUGGGAGCAAACAGACAGGACCAACAGACUCUGGCGCAAGACUCAGAACAGGUGUCUGAAAUCUACGCUUGGCAAAUCGCGAUUAGUCAUGUUGUGGGCUUAAAGGAAAUGGGGUAAAACAACACCACACGCUGAGUGACACGUCAGCUGGACCUCCUGUACAUGUCCCUGGGCAACGCGAGGAUACGUGAGCAAACAUGCAUCCGUGUGUUGGGAGAGAUAAUGUGCAGAUGAAUGUGUGAGUUCAUUUUCUUAGGGGACUGAAUACGUAUCCCAUGACAUAAUCAUAAUACACACCAAAUGAGACAGAAAACAUCUUUUCUUUUCUUUUUACUUUACUGAAAGUGAUGUUAAGCGUGACUGUUUUUAAAAUAUUUAUUUUAUAAACCAUUGAAAGCCGUCUCACUGCUGCAUAAAAAUGUGUUUGUGCCUUCUAAUGCUAAUUGUCAGUAUUUUGGAAUUAAAUUGAAUUUUUAACUAACAAACCAUCCACUCAAGAGACUCGCUUUUAAUCUCCGUCCUUAAUUUGAUAUAAUUCCCUAAGGCAUCAGUUUGCAGAAUUAAAAUAGAGCAGAACUGCAUUUUUUUGUAUAUCAUUUUGGUGUAUGAUUUUGAAAAAAAAAAAAAGGCUGUGAAAAGGAUUGUUCUAUUAACAAGUUUCACACACACAUGCACAUCUAACCCUUCCGCUGGCCGUUUUUUUUUUUUCAAAAAAAUAAAUAAUACUUUUUCUCGAUGUUUGUUUUCGAUCUUCUUCUUUUCAUCUACAACUCAUCUUAUUCCAUCUUGGUACUUAUUUUGUGCUCAAAUACAUUUGGAAGCGAUUGUGAAAAACUAUAAUAAUAGAAGAAAUAAUUUAAUUGUGGGUUUCCCUUUGUGCUGGUUGGUUCGUAUUCAUUUCUAUGUAUAACUUUGAAAUUAGUGAGACUUUACACAAAACGGAUUUAUUAAAAAGAUUUGCUGGUGUUUUUUCCUCAGGAAAUUCAGAAAAAAAACAAGAAUCCUAUGAAUAACUAUAUUAAUUUUUCGUUCUUUUCUCUUAAUCUUUAGAUAUCUUAUUACUGGCAUUCUGCAAAAGCAUAGCAACAUAUCUAUCAAAGCUGUCAACUUUAGAUUUAUUCAUUAAACAACCAGCAUAAAAGGAAUGAGAAGAGAUCCUGUCUCCUUUGGUCCAGAGUUGGCUCUGGCCUGGCAUGCCAAGCCACCGUCCCUAACCAGUCCAAGGGCGAUGCCAAGUGCCAGGGCCGCGCUGCUGAAUUUUAAUGAUCCAUUAUGCUGUGGAUGGGGCCCUAUUGUGUCCCUUUAUCCGGAGAGCUAGAAAGGAAUUAAUUGGACAGAAAAUGGAAAGGCAAGGGGAACUGACAAGCCGUUAAGAGGGUCCUGAAUGGAUGAUUAGAUGCACUAGGAGGAGAAUAUCCCCUCCCCCCCCUCAUAUUGCAGCACUCCACAAACAAACAAAAAAAAAAAAAAAAAAACAACAAUAAGAACAACCGCAAUGACCACCGGACUAAAUAGCUGAAAUAAUAUCAGCGCACAUAAUCUGAAGAUAAUAAAAGAAGAUAAUACCACAGCAGAUGGGAUGUGGGUGGCUCAAGAACGACUUGUUGUUUUUCUUCCCUCAAACUCUUUUUUUUUCACAAGUGUUUG
Gambusia affinis (western mosquitofish) is the source of this 4056-nucleotide messenger RNA. RefSeq names its product transcription factor Sox-8. Gene Ontology annotation, cellular component: nucleus. Gene Ontology annotation, molecular function: DNA-binding transcription factor activity, RNA polymerase II-specific; RNA polymerase II cis-regulatory region sequence-specific DNA binding. Gene Ontology annotation, biological process: morphogenesis of an epithelium; negative regulation of transcription by RNA polymerase II; neural crest cell development. The transcript is spliced from 3 exons. NCBI's taxonomy places the organism in Eukaryota, Metazoa, Chordata, Actinopteri, Cyprinodontiformes, Poeciliidae. Bases 237 to 1634 code for a protein of 465 amino acids. The record is from RefSeq and is a predicted model, not a curated record.